Corythoichthys intestinalis (scribbled pipefish) is the source of this 1356-nucleotide messenger RNA. RefSeq names its product protein FAM110A-like. The transcript has 4 exons. The coding region runs from base 200 to 1237 and encodes 345 amino acids. The record is from RefSeq and is a predicted model, not a curated record. NCBI's taxonomy places the organism in Eukaryota, Metazoa, Chordata, Actinopteri, Syngnathiformes, Syngnathidae.
CCGGGCGGGUCGUUACACGGGUUUGACCGGUGCUUCUCUCCUCUUCCCCUCCUCAUUUCAAGUCAGUCUCUUUUGAGGAAACUUCGGUCCGACGCUUUGACCUACGCGGAACCACACAUUUCCACGUCGUGCAGGACAGUCAUGUGUUCUUGACAAAGAGGACAAGCUAUUCCAUUUCCAAACGGAAAGCACAAAGAAAAUGCCGGCGGAGGGCGUCCGGCGCCCCGUCGGCGGGACCUUCCCUCGCGUCAAAGGUCCCAUCUCUCGCCGGCAAAGUCCGCCAGGUGACGGGAGAUCGAAGCAGAGCGCUGUGGAACGGCUGGAAGCGGACAAAGCCAAGUAUGUCAAAAGCCAGGCAGCGCUGUCCAAGCGGAGGCCGCUCUCGCCUCUGGAUGUACGCAAGUGUCCGCUCAACGUCCCCCUCGCUGCCGCGUUAAAGAGGACCCCCGUCCGGAGCGAGCGGGAAGCUGUCCAGUUGGACCUGCGGCAUCUCAGCAGUCUGAUCAGUGACGUUGGCGACGGCGCCGAGUCUGCUCCAAGGAAGACGGACACGUCGGAUACGCCGCCUUCCCGUCCCGCCAAGGAACAAAACCCAGGACCCACAGCGGCCCUUGCGGACAGGUUUGGACACCCAUGCAAUAAGGUGGGCGCCAAGUCAGAGCGGCCAGAUGGUCCGGGAUCCCCGACGUCGGGAACGGUGCGGCGAGUGGAUGUGAUCCCUCAAGCCGGCGCCAGAAUCCCUCACCGACCGCCGCCAUUCAUUUGCCGUCCCUUUGGUGCACCUCCGUUGUUGCGGCCCCUCCGCCCAGCUAUCUCUCAGCUCCUCCUCCUCUACGCCAAAGGCCCGCCCUCCCCUCUAAAAGCUGCGCCAUCCGCUCCGGAGCGCCCUCCAUUUUUGGCCCCUCCCUCCCCGGACGCGGCCCGCCUCUCCGGCUCGCCCCGGCGGUCUCUGAGCCGCUCCAAAUCGGACACGAGUGAGCGAUUUUCUCGCGCCGGGACGGAACUGGAACGGUUCUUCGACCUGUGCGGCUUGGACGCCGCCGACGUGCAGGAGUUGGCCGGAUCGGCUUCGGACGCGCUUUCGCUGGGCCGUUUCCGCAGCGUCAGCGCCCCCGGGACGGAGUGCGCCGCUUCCGGCGACGAGGAGGCCGAGGAGCGAGUUCCCGACGCCGUCUCGGUCAUCGAGAGGAACGCCAGGGUCAUCAAAUGGCUUUACGGCCUACACCAGCAAAAGUGAAUGUCGUGCGGAAAAUUUUCAGCUUUAGGGAAAAGGAGAAGAGCCACGCGGGCGCGGACACUUACUCUUUUUCUCCGACAUGUUCCAAAAACUAUCUACACCAGGGGUCUCAAACCGAU